AUGUCAGGCACCUCCACCCCCAACUCCCGGACCCGGUCCCCAACCUACCAGAUCACUGCCUUCGGCAUUCAAGACCUCCCGCCCAUGGACUUCCCUCCCCUUCCCCCUAUCACUGACCAAGGCCUAUACGAUGUCGUCACCACUCACUCGUCCAUGUGCCAAGGACCAAAGACUCCCAUGGACUUCGACCCGAAGACCAUGGUUGAAGAUUAUGAGAAGCUGGAGCAUGUAGGUGAUGGCAUACUCGGAGCGAUGAUCACCGUCCUCCUCCACGACCUCUUCCCGCUCCUCGGCGAGGGCCCAGCGACGACCGUCAAAGGCUGCCUAGUCAGCAACGCAACCCUAGCCCGAAUUUCGGACCGGUACGAGAUCCCUCAGAAGCUCCAAGCGCACCCGGCCGCUAUCCGGAUGACGCGCCAACAAGUCAAGACCAAAGCCUCGAUGUUUGAGGCCUGGAUCGCCGGAGUCUUCUACUCGGUCUUGAAUGGCGGGUCGGCCAACAAGCUUAUCGAGGAUAAGGGGUACGAGGCCGACCAGGAGGGCGAAACGGACGACGAAGACGACAAUGAAGGUCCGGGCACCGAAGCUCAAGAAGUCGACGAUACACAGCAGAAGGUCGAUGAGACACCGGCCGCGCUCGUCCCUGAAGUCUCGGUGUCGGACGCGCCGGCCGUCGAGGAGCCGGAGACAGUCAAAGAGCUGGACAUGUCAGCCGAGGUCAGCCUACUCAUGAGCGUCAUGUCAGUUGAGGCGAAAGCGAAGGGCCCCAGCGUCCAGGUAGACCUCCCCGUCGAGAAGAAGGAUCCGUCUCCUUCCGAGUCCACCAACCCGGCAGGUCCGAUCCCCGCUCCAGCAGCUCCGGCGCAAGCAAGUCCAGUCAUCGAAGAGCCCGACCAGGUCCGCGCUACAGUCACCGGAACCACCCUCACCAUCACCACCCUCCCCGACCUCCCUGCCGCUGCCGAUUCCCGGCUCAAGUAUCGUUGGCUCGCCAUGAUCGCGAUCGACGAAUGGCUGCGCCCCCUCUUCACUCCUAUCGCCCACUACGCUCUCGACCAGCUCCGCAUUGAGCAAGCCCGGCUCGCCCUGAUCCCCGUUGUCCCCACCGAGAAGCCCGCCCUCGCUCCGGAAAUCAUCAAGGAGAAUCUUUCCGCCUUGGGUGCAUCGCCGAUCCUCAACAGCUACGUCCAGCAUGCAAAGGCGGGGUCGGUCAAGUACGAGCAUGUCGAGGUGGAGGAGGGAUGGAAGGUGGUUUGUACGCUCACUCAGGGUGAUGGGAGCGCAGUGCUCGGGGAGGGCGUCAGGAGGAAUCAGAAGACCGCCAAGGCGCUAGCGGCUCACAGGGUCUGUCAGCAGCUCGGUAUCUGA
This is a messenger RNA of Dioszegia hungarica, 1368 nucleotides long. RefSeq lists its product as uncharacterized. Bases 1 to 1368 code for a protein of 455 amino acids. Gene Ontology annotation, biological process: RNA processing. The record is from RefSeq and is a predicted model, not a curated record. Gene Ontology annotation, molecular function: ribonuclease III activity. The transcript is spliced from 4 exons. Lineage: Eukaryota; Fungi; Basidiomycota; Tremellomycetes; Tremellales; Bulleribasidiaceae.